Messenger RNA from Acanthosepion pharaonis, 714 nucleotides. The record is from the annotation of a GenBank genome assembly. Lineage: Eukaryota; Metazoa; Mollusca; Cephalopoda; Sepiida; Sepiidae.
AUGUUCGCUUCCUUUCGUCAUAUAUUUCUUUCUUUUUCCCAUCCUUCAUUUCUUUCAUUAAUUCUUUCUUUCAUCCUUUUUACACGCCUUUUUUCCUUUCACCGUGUCUAUCUUCCUUUCUCCGUUCCUUCCUUUCUUUCUUUCUUUCUAUCAUUCAUUCAUUCUUUCUUCUUUCAUUUUAACGAAUGUCUUUUUUGUCUCCAACAAAAUGGUUUUUUAUUAUAUAUAGUAUAUUUAGCAAUAUUCUUCCUUCCUUACCAAUUUUUUUCUUCGCUCCUUAUCUUCCUUCCUUGCUACAUUUUCUUUCUUUCUUUCUUUCUUUCUUUCUUUCUUUCUUUCUUUCUUUCUUUAUUACGCCCAGCAAAAUUAUUUUCUUAUAAAUAUUUGGAUCUUUUCGCUUUCUUUCGUCAUAAAUUUCUUUCUUUGCUCCUAAUUUUUUUCCUUUCAACACGCCUUUCUUCCUUUCUACGUCCAUUUCUUUCUUUCUUUCUUUUUUUCUUUCUAUCUUUCAUUCAUUCAUAUUUGGAACUCUUCGCUUUCUUUCUUCAUAAAUUUCUUUCUUUGCUCCUGACUUUUUUCUUUUCUCUUUCUUUCUUCCCUUACCUUUCUUUCUUUCGAUCUGACUUCCUUUCUUUUUUUCUAUCUCAAUUCCUUUCUUCAUUCCUUUCUUCCUUCUUUCUUUCUUUCUUUCUUUCUUUCUUUCAAUUUCAAUGA